Molecule: messenger RNA, 1253 nt
Organism: Mus pahari (shrew mouse)
Lineage: Eukaryota; Metazoa; Chordata; Mammalia; Rodentia; Muridae
Gene: Pih1d2
Product: PIH1 domain containing 2
Exons: 6
Coding region: 301-1248 (315 amino acids)
Biological process (GO): rRNA processing; box C/D snoRNP assembly
Cellular component (GO): ribonucleoprotein complex; cytoplasm; R2TP complex
Source: RefSeq, a predicted model, not a curated record
CCGGAGACUCCCACAGAGCGGGCUCGCCGGUCGCCGUGGAAGCUGACGGGUGCAGGAAGGAAGCCGGCGCUCUCCCGAGAGAGAAGCGGGACGGCCCGCGGAGGAGCCAGUCCGGCCCCGGAGAAGAGAACCGGAACUGGAUAUAGAGACACCGCUCUACUCUGCACUCUCCGGACCCAGUUAGAUGCUGUACCGGGCCUGGUUACCAUGGUAACCGGAGUCGCAGUUUGUCUCCAGACUAAGACGUGUGCGUUUCCCCCAAGUUUGGAUUAAGUUCCAAAGGCCUGUCUCAACACCAUCAUGACGGUUUCCUCAAAGGGUCUUCUCACCCACAUUUCCCAGUUCUGGAGUAUGCUCGAUGAUUUGGCUGAAAAUGACCCCCAGCGCUACUGGAACUUCAUUCAGCAGGAGAUGAAAGAUGGCAAACAGCUCUGUGUCGACCCAGAACCUCAACUCUGUGUACAGACCAAGAUCCUAAAACCAAAAGAAAAAGUACUUUUUAUCAACCUAUGUCAAUGGGAAAGGAUCCCCGCUCCACAGUCAGCCACUCAUCCUGUACCUGUAAGUGUUGGCAGACCAGAAGAUUCCACUGAGGCAUCAGAUGCUUGUACCAUCAUCGAUGUUGCCUACAAUCCUGGUGUUCUGCAAGCAGCACAAAAAGACCAAGGAAUCAAAGAUCAGUUAAUAAAAAUGGCCAUGCUGUGCAUCGAGGAGCGACUCCAGUUCACACUUGCACAUUCAUACCAUGUUACUAGUUUUAGAAUGAAAGGAAGCAUCCAGAGAAUGAAAGAAAGUCUGAUGGGCAUUAAAACUGACUUCCCAGACAUCAAAGCGAUGAUGAGAACAGAAAAUACUCUUGAGAGGAUCAGAAGCAGCACUGUGAGUGACCCUAAUCACCUUCCCGAGGUGCUACCGACAAAAAGACAAGUGUCGGCCCAAGGACGAUGUCUUAUAGAAGAGAUUUCUAGUUCAGAAAUCCAGGUGGAGGUUCAGAAGCCUGCCUACAAAUUAAAGGUUAUAAAGGAUCAGAACGAGAAACCUCUGAAAAUCGAGCUGAAAGUCGAGCUACCUGGAAUUAAGUCAUUCUCUCUCUGUGAACUUAGUGUUUCUGAGGUUGAUUUAUUGAUUGAGGUCUCUGAGAUGUACCGAUUAUACCUGAAUCUUCCAGAAUCGAUUAAUACAGAACUGACUACAGCAAAAUUUGUCAAAAAUAAAUCCUUAUUAAUCAUUACAAUGCCCCUGGCAUAAAAACA